UUGCUUCUCUGUUGGUUGCUUAAUUUGUUGAACCAAGCUCUUAACUGGUGGAGUCUUGUAUUCAACAUGACACUUCAAACAAAUGUGGUGGUCGACGCUUCUUCUUCUCUUGAUUCAGGCCAUGCACGUCUUCAUGAACUUGGUUACAAGCAAGAGCUCAAGCGUGAUCUUUCGGCUAUCUCAAAUUUUGCAUUCUCGUUUUCUAUUAUAUCGAUUCUGACCGGAGUAACCACACUUUACAACACUGGCUUGAACCAUGGUGGACCUUUUUCAAUGGUCUACGGCUGGCUUAUUGCUGGUUUUUUCACCAUGUUUGUUGCUUUAUCAAUGGCUGAGAUUUGUUCAGCUUAUCCAACUUCUGGUGGUCUCUACUAUUGGAGUGCUAAGCUUGCUGGCCCAACUUGGGCACCUUUUGCUUCUUGGAUCACUGGCUGGUUUAAUAUUAUUGGUCAGUGGGCAGUGACAACAAGUGUAGAUUUCUCAUUAGCACAACUGAUUCAGGUCAUUGUUUUGCUUAGCACUGGUGGAAAAAAUGGAGGUGGAUAUGAAGCAUCUAAGUAUGUAGUUAUUGCUAUCCAUGGUGGAAUUUUGCUCCUCCACGGUAUAUUGAACACCCUUCCUAUCUCAGUGCUAUCAUUCUUUGGACAAUUUGCUUCUAUUUGGAAUGCUCUAGGUGUUUUUGUGCUUAUGAUUCUGAUUCCGAUUGUUGCAACACAAAGGGCUAGUGUUAAGUUUGUUUUCACUCAUUUCAAUACUGAUAAUGGUGCCGGAAUCAGUAGCAGUCCCUACAUAUUUCUGGUGGGACUUCUUAUGGCUCAGUAUUCUCUAUCUGGAUAUGAUGCAUCAGCUCAUAUGACAGAAGAAACCAAGGAAGCUGAUAAAAAUGGACCAAAAGGAAUUAUCAGUGCUGUGGGAAUAUCUAUUGUUCUUGGAUUCUGCUACAUAUUAGGAAUUACCUUUGCAGUUACUAACAUCCCUUACCUGUUAAGUAAAGACAAUGAUGCUGGUGGAUAUGCCAUUGCUCAAAUAUUUUAUAUGGCAUUCAAGGACAGAUAUGGUCAUAGUAUUGGAGGGAUUAUCUGCUUGAUCAUUGUUGCUGUAGCUAUAUUUUUUUGUGGUAUGAGUUCAGUGACCAGCAACUCAAGGAUGGCUUAUGCUUUUUCAAGAGAUGAGGCCAUGCCAUUGUCUUCCUUGUGGCGAAAGGUUAACAAGCAAGAGGUCCCUAUCAAUGCAGUUUGGCUUUCUGUUUUUAUAUCAUUCUGUAUGGCACUGACGUCUCUUGGGAGCAUGGUGGCAUUUCAGGCCAUGGUGUCCAUAGCAACAAUUGGUCUCUACAUAGCAUAUGCACUUCCAAUAUUCUUCAGGGUGACACUUGCAGCAAAGUACUUUGAUCCUGGGCCUUUCAAUUUGGGCCCUUUUGGGCUCAUUGUGGGCUGGGUUGCAGUUCUUUGGGUUGUCACAAUCUCAGUACUUUUCUCACUGCCUGUUUCUUACCCAAUAACCAUUGAGACACUUAACUAUACCCCUGUUGCUAUUGGAUGUUUGAUUAUUAUUAUUGUUUCUUAUUGGAUCAUUAGUGGUCGCCGUUGGUUCACAGGCCCAAUAUCCAAUAUAAAAAACUAAAUUUUAUUCAUUUCCAAUACAUGGACAUUGUAAACAAAGAAGUUGUGUAUUGUCCCUCUGAAAGUAAUAAAAACUAGUGAUGUAGCCCCAUA
Messenger RNA from Arachis stenosperma, 1715 nucleotides. Its product is annotated as amino-acid permease BAT1 homolog. Gene Ontology annotation, molecular function: L-alanine transmembrane transporter activity; gamma-aminobutyric acid transmembrane transporter activity; L-lysine transmembrane transporter activity. The record is from RefSeq and is a predicted model, not a curated record. The transcript has 8 exons. Gene Ontology annotation, biological process: transmembrane transport; gamma-aminobutyric acid transport. Gene Ontology annotation, cellular component: membrane. Lineage: Eukaryota; Viridiplantae; Streptophyta; Magnoliopsida; Fabales; Fabaceae. The coding region runs from base 67 to 1623 and encodes 518 amino acids.